AUGAGAGCGACGACAGUGCUGCACGUCCUGGCGCUGGUGGCUGCAACUCAGGCCGUCCAGGCUGCGCCGCUGGAUGGCGUCCAGGAGAGCCGGCCAAGAUCCUACCCACUGCGCAGCCUACGCCUCGGCGCACCGACGGCCAGGGCACAGACCUCGAGCGUGCGAUUGCACAAUGAAAUGCGCAACGCCCUCAUCGUAGUCGACAUCGAGAUAGGGACGCCUCCGCAGCCUUUCAAGGUGCAGAUCGACACUGGCUCGCCCAGUCUGUGGGUGUUCGGCGAGCACUGCUACACGUGCACCACACAACGGCAGUACGACAAGUCCUCGGCCACAUUCUCAAACGUAGAGGAUUGGGACAUCCUCACCCUCGGCGGGGGCAAGGUGCCGAUGCAGUAUGCGCGCGACAUCGUGCGCGUCGGCGGCCAGAGCACGAGCACUGACUUCGAGUUCGGCGUCGCUGGCGCUUUUGAGGAUGCGAGGGGCAACUCAAUCAUGGCCUCAGGCAUUGAUGGGAUCAUGGGUCUGAGUCGACCGUUCGCAGGGCGACCGCCACCAGUAUGGGCCGACAUGGGUGUGAAGGAAUUUGGGCUGCACAUACGGCGAGAGGGAGAGACAUUCAAGGCGCGACACGAGGGGGGGUUAACCUCGUUCGACGGAGGAGAGCUCACUGGCGUCAACGAGACGAUCGUCGAAGGCGAUCCGCUACCGCUCGAGGUCCGCGACAUCGAGGGAUUCUGGGCUGCAACCCUGGACGGCCUGCACGUCUCCGGCAUCCCAGUCGAACUCUCCACUGACGUUGCGAUCUUCGACUCUGGUGACUCGUACAUUACGUUGUCACCCGAUGAUUACGCCUCUCUCAUGACUGCCCUCGGUGCUGAGCGUCUGGGACAGCAGUGGGACCGCACGGGCUUCGCAGGAAUGCACUACAUCCCUUGCUCCGAGGUCAGCAGUCUCGACGUUGCGUUCGUGCUCGGUGGACACUCGUUCAGCCUGCAUCCCUACGACCUCGUCACGCCUAUCGACGGGGUGUGCGUGCUGAGCAACGUGAACGCUGCGCCACACGUGCGCGGCGUACUCCUCGGCGUGCCCUUCCUCAUGAACGUGUACUCCGUGUUCGGGCUCGAUCCCCCGAGUCUUGCCCUUCACCGACUGAAGGCUGAGUUCAACCCGGACUGGCGACUGCGUAUCUCCGCCGACGGUUCUGUCACGCCGUCGCAUGUCCUGGGCUUCGCGGGCGAAUACCUUCCAUCUCAGCUGUCUUUCUUCCUCGCUCUGCUCAUGGUCAGCGUUCUCGCAGCAUUCCUCCUCGCUGUAAUGCACGCGCUGCCCCGCCCACGACACCGCAAGCACCCAGACAAGUAUUCGUUCCUGCAGCGCGUACCGGCCAUGGGAUGGUAA
This is a messenger RNA of Trichosporon asahii var. asahii CBS 2479, 1398 nucleotides long. RefSeq lists its product as uncharacterized. The coding region runs from base 1 to 1398 and encodes 465 amino acids. Gene Ontology annotation, biological process: proteolysis. The transcript is spliced from 3 exons. The record is from RefSeq and is a predicted model, not a curated record. NCBI's taxonomy places the organism in Eukaryota, Fungi, Basidiomycota, Tremellomycetes, Trichosporonales, Trichosporonaceae. Gene Ontology annotation, molecular function: aspartic-type endopeptidase activity.